UGAGAGAGAAGGGAGCCGGCGUCUGCGGCCGAAACCCCUACGGACCGAAACCGAAAAUCCUAAGCCUAAAAGAAAAAAAAAAAAGUUUCUCGGUCGUCUGGCAACCUCGGUGGAAUAUUAUCAACCAAUCAGGAGCCAAGGAAGUUUUGGCAAGGAGCCCGCCCAGUUAGCGCGACCCUCUCAAACAGAGCGGUUCGACCAGUUGGCCUCUUCGCGUCAGCCAGGGAAGCUCGCGGAAGCAGACUUCAUUCUUUCGUCUCUAAGAAAAAGGGGGCAGGAUGAAGGGUUUCGUCCUUUUGCUGCUUGUCUCAGUGCUGCUUGUCGCAGUGAUCGCAGAAGCCAAGCGGCAUCACGGCAAACAUGCGAAGAAGGCAACCAAGAAACCAAAGGAGGAGCUUGACAUGGUAGCAGAGGAUGAGAAGAACAUCAUUGUGAAAGAUAAGGAGGCUCAGCUGGAAGCAGAGAGCGUCCUCAAGGAUCCCUGCAGCAAGGUCAGAUGUGGUCCAGGUCGCGAGUGUGUCAUCAACGACGACAUGACGGCUACAUGCGAGUGUGUCGGCACCUGCCAGCCCGAGACGGACCCCAGGAGGAAGGUCUGCAGCAACCACAACCAGACAUGGGAUAGUGACUGCGAGCUCUACAAGAUGCGCUGCAUGUGCGAGGACGAGAAGGAAGGCUGCAAGGGAGAAAAAUAUGAGCACGUCCACGUCGACUACUAUGGAGCUUGCAGAGAGCUUCCAGAGUGCUUGUCGCACGAGAUGGAGGACUUCCCCCGGCGCAUGCGCGAGUGGCUCUUCAACGUGAUGCAAGACCUUGCCCGGAGGCACGAGCUGCACGACCCUUACCAGAAGCUCGAGGAGGAGGCCGAGAACUCCCAGAGCCGCCAGUGGGUCAACGCCGUCAUCUGGAAGUUCUGCGAGCUGGACAGCCACCCCCACGACCGGGCUGUGUCAAGGCACGAACUGUUCCCUCUUCGUGCUCCCCUCCUCUCAAUGGAACACUGCAUCGCGCCCUUCCUGAACAACUGUGACCAGAAUGAUGACCACACCAUCACCCUCAAGGAAUGGGGAGAGUGCCUUGGUCUUGAAGAGAGUGAAAUCAAAGACAGGUGUUCCCAGAUCACGGUUUGAGGCCUGGACCAGUCCAGCGCAGAAGCUGCAUCAGUGCCUUUAAGGUCACCACGCAUUUCACAACUUUACACUGCCAUUGUUUGAAUUCUGUUUAUCGAUGUUGUUUGCCAGAUAGAGUUGAAGAAGCUGUUUCUGCGCUCGUUUUGACACUUGUCAUAAACGUCUUUUACCUUGCGCGUGCACUGCCUUUAGCAGGACCUUUGUAACGCUUUUUGCAGUUAAUAAAGGUACUUAAAAGAGAA
Ixodes scapularis (black-legged tick) is the source of this 1372-nucleotide messenger RNA. RefSeq names its product SPARC (gene SPARC). Gene Ontology annotation, biological process: anatomical structure development. The record is from RefSeq and is a predicted model, not a curated record. The coding region runs from base 279 to 1130 and encodes 283 amino acids. NCBI's taxonomy places the organism in Eukaryota, Metazoa, Arthropoda, Arachnida, Ixodida, Ixodidae. Gene Ontology annotation, molecular function: protein binding; calcium ion binding; collagen binding. The transcript is spliced from 8 exons.